AUGAAACGAGGUGGUGAGAUUACAGGUUUCGCGGAAGUCGCGAAGCCCUACUGCCUCCGAUAUGGCGCAGCAAAAGCGUUCAACGAUAGCCCGGAUGUGUCCAAUGAACUACAGAACGUGAUGCUGCAGCAUGCCAGUAUCGAUACUUUUGUUCGGCACUACAGCGUGGGUAUUCAUGUAGAUGCCCAGGCAAUUGUACGGGGCCUGCCCGCUCAGAAGCAGCUCAUGCGGUUUGCCUCCUCGAUGAGUCGGUCUAUUGAUCCCCGCAGACCCUAUCGACUAGAGGAUUCGAGCUGUAUCAAUGAAAUUCCCCGUGUUCGCACUCUGGAAGAGAGGAAACAGGUGCGGAAACAAGUUCGAGAUGCUAAGAAGCGCACCUUUGAAAAUGCCCAGGCUGCAUUACAGCGGGAGUUUGGUGAUAAACUUUCACAAGAAAACUUCCCUCAUUCCCGAAUGAUCCGCAAGCGGCGGAAAGCUCAAGAGAAGAGAGUGGAAAAGCUACAGCAAAAACUUGAUCAUGCAGAUGAGCAGUAUAAUCGCUCAGUUAAGCAACUACGGAACGAGAAAGGGCGGCAGCGGAACCGCUUGAUUCGUGAGAAUCUGGAGCGUUACAAGAACGAACAGCCAGUGGUCGACAGCGAACGACAACUUUCCGGAAAGGUUGUUGACGAAGAAGUAUUGGUUGCGCUGGAGCGAACAGGCUACAUGACACCGCAACAUAUGACACUUAUCGACACUGUUCUGACUAUGCCGGGUACGACCAUCGAGAAAGAAUAUGAGCGUCGUAUUGCUGCAAUCAAUGCAGUGAUUGCGGUUUGUGAUGCAGAAGAGAGUGCCCCCUUGCGGUCUCGUGUCACCCAAAAACGCUCCGCCGAUGCUGUCGAUAUUCUACCAGCUGCCCCCGUGCCUAAAAGGCAGAGUUCAACCCCUUCAGAUAAGAGCGACGAUACUUUUUCCAAGGCCAUCGCUUCAGUUUGCGUCAAAUCUCCAAAUGAAAGACCAACGAUUUGCUUUAUUUGCCUUGGUACCCCUAGGCUGCCACAAAGCGAACGCUUAAGGAUGUACAAGAACUCUGGAUCUUUGAGCAGACAUUUCGUCAGAAAGCAUAUCAAGCCAUUUUCAAACGACAUGCGCUGUGAGUGCUCUAUCUGUGGAGAGAAGUUAGAGUCAAAAUCUGCGCUACUGAACCAUGCGGAAAGGGUGCAUGGAACUGUCUCCCGCUCUUCUAAAAUAGCCCUUGGUAUGGCAUGA
Molecule: messenger RNA, 1251 nt
Organism: Penicillium salamii
Lineage: Eukaryota; Fungi; Ascomycota; Eurotiomycetes; Eurotiales; Aspergillaceae
Source: the annotation of a GenBank genome assembly